Culicoides brevitarsis is the source of this 1190-nucleotide messenger RNA. RefSeq lists its product as uncharacterized. The record is from RefSeq and is a predicted model, not a curated record. The coding region runs from base 93 to 836 and encodes 247 amino acids. NCBI's taxonomy places the organism in Eukaryota, Metazoa, Arthropoda, Insecta, Diptera, Ceratopogonidae. The transcript has 2 exons.
AAUUACCCAAUGCGCAGUGUCCCGGGCCUCAAAGUGAACUGUCAAAACAAUCAAGCAUUGAAAAGUUGUUAAGUUUUUAAAUCUAAAUUGCCAUGAAAUUCAACAAAAACAAAAAGCCUGGAGGCAAAGGAGGUGGUGCCGGUGACCAACGUGGAGGCUCGAAAAAUAACAAGUUUUUCAAAAGAAACGACGACAACAAAUUCAAAUCAUACAAAAAGAAGGAUCAAAAAGGAUUUGCAGCGAAACACGACAAAAAUGGACAAAAACAAGGAUUCAAAAAGAAUUUCAAAAAAGAUGACAAGAAGAAACCCGUCUUUGCUGGUCGUCGCCCGGAAGAUAAAGGUGGAUACAAACAGUAUCAAAAUCCUCCAGACAAAGAUGAACAGAAAAAACUCGAUAGAAAACAGUUAUUAGAAAACAUGAAAACAAAUCAAAACUCUAAGCAAGUCCAAAAGCAAGGAAAUAACAAAAAUUUCCGAAAAAACAAUCAAAAUAAUAACAAAAACCACCAGAAAAAACCUUUUGAAAAUUCGAAAAGACCAAACCAGCAGAAAAAGCCUCAACAAGAUGACUCGGAUGAUGAUUCAGAAGACGAAACUCCAGUGAAUUAUUGCAUGGCACCGAAUUUGCUGGAGGAAAAGCUCAAAAAGAAAUCACAAAAACAGCAAAAGGAAAAGAAAGUCGAUAAACGUGAAGAGUAUCUCAAGCAAAAACAGAGACGAAAUGACAUUUUGAAACAGAAAACACGCAAAGGACAACCAGUAAUGGCUGGCAGAAUGCAAUUACUUUAUGAAAAAGUAGCGAAAGUCGUUGCCAAAGAAAACGAAGGUCGAUAACAAUGUUAAAUUUUUAUUUCAAAUUCAAAUAAAUUCUUUUAAAGUUGCAUUUUUGAGCAAUUCAAAAAUCUCUUUCAUGUCCAGAUUUUUGUCCUUUUUGAAAAUGUGGAGUAAACAACGAGCGAAUGCAAAUUUAGAUAUCAAAAGUGUGUAGUACGUUGCAUUAACAUCAAUUGCUCUACAAAAAAAAAUUAUUUUAAAAUUUCGAAAAAAAGAUAAUUUUUUAAUUUACCUUUCGCCACUCAUAAUCAUUUGUUUAAACAAAGCGUUAGUUUCAUUAUAGUCCGAGACAUUGGGUGAUGUGUAUCCGUCCACUAGCUCAUAAAGUGAUCGGAAUCCUUCUUCAUUUUGGAU